Aureobasidium uvarum is the source of this 258-nucleotide messenger RNA. NCBI's taxonomy places the organism in Eukaryota, Fungi, Ascomycota, Dothideomycetes, Dothideales, Saccotheciaceae. The record is from the annotation of a GenBank genome assembly.
AUGGCAGACAAGCUCCGUACCACACAGCAACUUGAGGCGCUCCAGAACAAAUACGUCGGAACUGGACACGCCGACACGACCAGAUUCGAGUGGACCUCCAACAUUCAGCGCGACAGUUUGGCCUCGUAUGUCGGUCACCCGCCUCUUCUCUCAUACAUGACAUUGGCUAUGGGCGAGGGUACUCGCGAGGAGAUGCGUGUCAAGCUCAUCGAGAAGAUGGUCAGACCUGUUGGCCCGCCCCCAGAGGUGCGUUUCUGA